GAACUAAUUGAAAUGUAUUUUAGUAUAGAGAUAGUUUGUGAUCCGAGAAGUGUUGUGAUUUUAAAUAACAUUUAAAUGCGUCGAGUUAUAAGCGUCAUCAUUCCAUGCAGAAUACAGAGACUAAGUUACAUAUAGACGAAUUGUCGGUGCUAUGGCACGAAGCGGAGCGUCAUGGCAUGCGGAUAAACAUCGCCGACUGGCAGCGGCUGCCGGCGUUGGAGCCCUAUGGAAUACACCGCGAGGGAAUGCUGCUGGACUUGACCUGCCCCGGCACACAACUCGUCUUGGACAAGGCAUCCGCAACCCGCGCCUUCAACCUUCGUCACUCCUGGCUGCUUCUGUUCGAUGCUCCGUUCAACGCAACGGUGAUGGAGGCCACACUGGGCAUGACGCUAAUGCUGGCAGACGCUGACGUGGCGUGGGCGGCCAGCAAUCAACUUCUGGAUGUUUACCGAAUCAAGCAUGACCAGCCUCUGAUUGCAACGCCUCUGGGUGAUGAUGCAGCUCGAGCGGUCCUUCCCGCCGCGCCAACCAGAAGGAGACACCUCAACAAUAUUUAUAUAAGCGGCUCUGUCAUUAUAUCGCUUCCCCAGUACUUUAAAGGCUGGAAUGACCUGACGACACGGCACAUCGAUAUCGUCCCGAAGGUCACGUAUCCGCUCAUGAUGCUUCUCGCAGAGGACUUGCAUUUCAGGUAUAACCUGAAGCAAGUGGAGUGGUACGGUGAGAAUCGCAACGGAUCAUUCGACGGCUUGGCGGGGCAGAUACAGAGGAACGAGAUCGAAGUCGGCAUCACCUCUCUGUUCAUGCGUGAUGAUCGUAUACAAGUUAUGCAUUUCUUUUCCGAGACUUUCGAGCUCAGGGGAGCGUUCAUAUUCCGGCAGCCGGCCAUGUCGUCAGUGUCCAACGUGUUCCUCCUGCCGUUCAGCCGCGGCGUUUGGCUGGCCACGGGGUUGGUGCUAGCACUGGCCGCAGUGCUGCUGGCGCUGAUCGCCCGCCGGCAGCAGCUGCGAGCUGUGGACGAGGCCAUGGAGCGGCUCUCGUUUGGAGAAUCGGUCAUUUUUAGCGUUGGCACUGUGUGCCAGCAAGGGUUUCACGUGGUUCCAGACCUGGUCUCCGCGCGCAUAGUGAUGCUCUGCUCGCUUAUGCUAGCCUUGUUCGCGUUUACGGCAUACUCCGCCAAGAUCGUGGCUAUUUUGCAGACACCCAGUGAUGCCAUACGCACCAUUGAGGACCUCACGCGCUCGCCCAUGACUCUUGGCGUCCAAGAGACCACGUACAAGAGGACUUACUUUGCUGAGAGCACUCAACCGGCAACACAGAAGCUUUACCGACAAAAACUGCUGCCGCUCGGUGACCGAGCAUAUCUUAGUGUUGUGGAUGGUGUAGCCCGCUUACGCACUGGUCUUUUCGCCUUCCAGGUAGAAGAGCCAUCCGGGUACAAUAUCAUCAGCAAAACGUUCACGGAGCGCGAGAAGUGCGGCCUCACGCAGAUUCAGGCCUUCAAGCUGCCUAUGGUGGCUGUGCCAAUGCGAAAACAUUCUGGAUACAAGGAGCUAUUCGCCAGCAGGAUGCGAUGGCAGCGCGAAACAGGGCUGCUGGACCGUACACGAAAGCUAUGGCUAGCGCUUAAACCACGAUGCGACGCUGCCUCGGGUGGCUUCGUCAGCGUCGGCAUCAUCGAUGUCUUACCUGCUCUACAUGUGCUGAUCGCGGGUAUGGCAGCUUCGCUGUUCUUCUUGGCUAUCGAGCGCAGUAUGGCGCGUUUUCACCGUUAUGUACCUACCUGCAAAUCAUUUGACGUGCCGUGCAGACAACAGUUACAGCGAACCGUAGAGGCGUAGACGUCGCUAAUAUUUCACUUACUGCUACGUUUCGUGCCUAGCUAUUUAUGCCAUUUCGACAUGCCAUUAUUAUAAUAAAAGGCAAUAUUCAAGGACGUUAUCUGCACAUAUGUAACUCAUACAGAACCCAAAACAAUCAUAAAUGGGAUACGACGAUGCAAUGGAAUAAACAAUCACCCGUUGGAGAUUUUUACACAGAAGGAAACAUACAUUGAAGUGUAAAAAAAUAUAAAAUAUCAUAUUUUAUAUUCAGCAGUGGGAAAUAUCUUAUUUUAUGAUUUAUUAUUUUUUUCAUA
Leguminivora glycinivorella is the source of this 2140-nucleotide messenger RNA. Its product is annotated as glutamate receptor ionotropic, delta-1-like. Gene Ontology annotation, molecular function: ligand-gated monoatomic ion channel activity. Gene Ontology annotation, cellular component: membrane. The coding region runs from base 105 to 1844 and encodes 579 amino acids. The record is from RefSeq and is a predicted model, not a curated record. The transcript is spliced from 12 exons. Lineage: Eukaryota; Metazoa; Arthropoda; Insecta; Lepidoptera; Tortricidae.